This is a messenger RNA of Eimeria necatrix, 765 nucleotides long. RefSeq lists its product as hypothetical. Gene Ontology annotation, molecular function: nucleic acid binding; RNA helicase activity; ATP binding. Lineage: Eukaryota; Apicomplexa; Conoidasida; Eucoccidiorida; Eimeriidae. The coding region runs from base 1 to 765 and encodes 254 amino acids. The transcript has a single exon. The record is from RefSeq and is a predicted model, not a curated record.
AUGGGGCAGCAGAAGAGGCCGAGGAGCUCGGCCGACAGCAACGCAGCAGCAGCAGCAGCAGCAGCAGCGCCGGACGGGAGCAGCAGCAGCAGCUCAGCGCCCGAGGCACAGGCCGCUUCGCAGCAGCAGCAGCAGCAGCAGGACGGAGCAGCAGCAGCAGGAGCGGGAGCAGCAGCAGCAACGUUUGCUUCCUUGGGCCUGUGUCGGGAGAUCUGUGCAGCAGCAGCAGCAGCAAAGUGGGAACACCCCACAGCAGUGCAGCAGCAAGUAAUUCCGUUGGCGCUGCAGCAGCUGCAGCGGCUGCGGGGUGUACAUACAGUGGAGCAGCACGACGUAAUUGCUGUUGCUUCUACAGGCAGCGGGAAGACAGGGGCUUUCGUGCUGCCGCUGCUGCAGCACUUGCUGCAGCACGGCAGCAGCAGCAGCAGCAGCAGCAGCAGCAGCAGCAGCAGCAGCGGCGGGAGCGGGCCGUUUGCGGUGAUUCUGGAGCCGACGCGGGAGCUGGCGCUGCAGGUGUUCGACUGGGUGCAGUCGCUGGCAGCAGCAGCAGCAGCAGCAGCAGCAGCAGCAGCAGCAGCAGCAGCAGCAGCAGCAAUUCGAGGCUGCUGCUGCGCACUCGUCGGCGGAGUGGACUUCAACCUCCAAACCCUAACCCUCGCGAAGAAACCCUCAGUAGCUGUCUGUACACCUGGGCGCCUGCGGGACCACUUGCACCGCACCAAGGGUUUCUCGCUCAAGAGCUGCAGGUCAAACCCUAAACCCUAA